CGUGGGAAGGGCCGAAAUAGCGCACACAUCCGGAUACCGCGACAAUUCAGUUCGCGAUGGUCGAGGUCUCUGCAGCAAGCGUGCGAGCGCAGUGGGGCGCCGGGCCAGCCGCGUCGUCGCCCGCAGCCGCCGCCCUCUCCAAGUCCUUCUCGUCGCUCUCAUCUUGGGGGCAGAACAUCAUGACGAACCUCCAAGCGCCAGCGACGCCAACGGCGUCCGAGGCCAGCACCGUCGGCUCGGAGCCCGACCUCGAGGGCGGCGAGGGCAGCGACGUGUCGCCGCUCUUGACGCCACAAGCCGCGCUGCAGUCGCUCUGGGGCAACAUCAAGAGCAAGAGCUCGUCGACCAUGUCGCCAGCGCAAAUGGAGGCCAUGAAGAGCUAUCCGCAGCGCUUCAAAACGUUCGUCAUGCUCAUCUUGCUCUCGGGCCUCUUCUUUGGCAUGGCCUCGCUCUUCUUGCCGCUCCUGCUUAUCCGUCCGUCCAAGUUUGCGCUGAGCUUCUCGCUUGGUAGUGUGCUUGCGCUCUCGGCGAUCGCAGCGCUGCGAGGCUGGAGGAGCUACUGUCUCUCGCUCGUGCAGCCCACGCACUUGCUACUGACGACGUUGUAUUUGAGCUCGCUCGUUACGACCCUCUACGCAUGCCUUAUCAUGGGCAGCUACGUCUACGUGAUUCUCAGCGCAUCGCUCCAGCUCAUUACGCUUGGGUACUUUCUCCUCUCGGCGUUUCCCGGUGGCGUCGCUGCGCUCAACACAACAGGUCGAAUUGUCGUCAAGAGCGCCAAGGGCAUUCUCAACGGCUGCAUCAAGCUCCUUCAGUGAGGCCUCAACUAUAUAUCUAAUAUACGCUUGAUUCAUUUUACAGCGACCA
This is a messenger RNA of Saprolegnia diclina VS20, 867 nucleotides long. RefSeq lists its product as hypothetical. Gene Ontology annotation, biological process: vesicle-mediated transport. NCBI's taxonomy places the organism in Eukaryota, Oomycota, Saprolegniomycetes, Saprolegniales, Saprolegniaceae. The transcript has 2 exons. Gene Ontology annotation, cellular component: membrane. The coding region runs from base 57 to 818 and encodes 253 amino acids. The record is from RefSeq and is a predicted model, not a curated record.